UGCCAUCUUGUACACAGGACAAACUGCCAUAAAACUUCUAUCUAGCAGCACCUGCUGACUCUUGUACUUUGGCUGCUUUGCUGCAAGGGAGCUUCGUGGAAGGGGGCGGCGAAUUUAUUUUCCAAUGUUUCAAAGAGAUCAUGUAACAGCACAAGAAUAAGGAAAGACAAGAGUAAGACAUGACAAGAAUAGAAAUCGGAGGUUCACCUACUGAAUCAACAAUCUUCAUUCUUUUUGUUAGGUGGGCAUCAUCCCUGAAGCAGUGACCAUGGACGAGUUUCGUGGAAGGGUUAUAAAUCAGGAUGAUGUGGAGAUUUUCCGAGGGCAUCUGUCUCAGUAUGAAAUGCACCAGCUGGGAAUAUUAUAUGAGCAUUUCAGGGAUGAUCUUGUCUACAUCAUUGAGUCAGUUGAUACUCUGAGUAUCCUGAGAGAGCUGAGCUUCCGAGAAAUUGUGUCCGUACAGCACUAUGUGUCUUUAAAGAAGGAAUGUGGUGCCACUGUAUUCGCUGAGAUGUUGGUAGAAGAUAUUCUUUCUCUUGGGAGAGACGCCGUGUUGGGAUUCUGGGAAAGUCUUUAUGUUCUACAGAAUGAUCAUCCUCACCCCAACCUGCUGGGUGUAUUGGAUGAAAUCAUUCAGAGAGGAGAGACUUUGGAGCAACAUAUUCUUUUGGACCACCAUGGACACGAUUUGCCCGAAGAACUUACAGCCUGCCAGAUGGAGCAUAAACAAUACCUACUGGAGAAAACCCAAAGUCUUGAGGAGCUCAGAGUCCCAGGCUCAAGCCAGAAGCCUCAAAGUUUCCAUAUCUCUGAACGCUAUUUGGACCUUAUUGUGGCCUCAGGUCACCAAUUCAGAGAGCGUACUCAACACGAGGUCAUUGAGACAGGGGGGAAACAUGAGCACUAUUUACAAAAAGCCCAUAGCAAUUUGGAACGCAUUGCGCCAAACCGACUCUUCCGCUGGUGUCACAGACUCAGGUGCAUUCCACAUGCCGUCAUAGUGAGUGGCGUCCCAGGGGUUGGGAAGACCACCCUAAUGCAAAAGUUUGUCUACGACUGGUUAGCUGGAAAACUCUACCAGAGAUUUGCAUUUGUCUUCUUCUUCAAAUUCCGGACGCUCAAUACAAAGGAGGCAGUUAGCUUACAGAAAAUAAUCCUUGAUGAAUAUCCUCAUCUACGUAAGAACCUCUCGGAAAUCUUACAGGAUCCCCAAAAACUGCUUUUUAUAUUUGAUGGUUUAGAUGAGAGUGCCCACCAGAUUGAAUUCCAGUCAACUGAACUGUGCGUCAGCCCCCACAGCCUCAAUCGCCUUGAUGUCAUUGUGGUCAGUUUGGUGAGACAGUCUCUUCUGAAAGGAUGUUCUGUUUUAAUGACAAGUCGACCAACUAGACUGGCUUCCAUAGACACCAAGGUCUUCCCACGUGUUUGUGAGAUCAUGGGAUUUUUCCCCAAGCAAAGAGAAAUGUACUUCCAACAUUUCUUUGGAAACCAAGUAAUAUCCAAUAAGGCUUUCCAUUAUGUGAGGGAAAAUGGAGUGCUGUACACGUUCUGCUACAUCCCAUCCUACUGCUGGAUCAUCUGUACCGUGUUAUCCAUGUGUUUUAAAGAUAAUGAUCAAAGUGUUCAACUCUUACCCAAAACAGUGACGCAACUUUUUGUGAUUUAUGUCACCAACAUACUGUCCAACCACAGCCAGGAUUCAGGCCACGCUAAAGAACUGCUGACAUCCGUUGGGUGGAUGGCAGAACAUGGUGUCAUGAGCCAUUAUCUUGAGUUUGAGGAACAAGAUUUAGCCACGUUCCAUGUAAAUAAUUCCUCUAAACUCUUGUCAAGUUUUAUGGUAGAAUCGGCCCAGUCUCAUGGCGUCAUCUACUCAUUUUUUCAUCUGACGAUUCAAGAGUUUUUGGCUGCCCUGGUUCAUUAUCUUGAUUUUUCUGCUGAAAGGUUAAAGGAAGCUUUUGAAAAAGCCCAAUCAUUUGAAGAUGGCCGAGGUGAAAUAUUCAUUCGCUUUAUCUCUGGUCUAUCUGAUAUGUCCACCAGGUCCCAAUUAAAACCUUACUUUGGGGACUUGUCUUCUGAAGCUUCUAAGCAUGUCAUAGCCUUAUUAAAUGACAUGUCUAGUAGUGUAACCAGCCAUGAAGAUGAUGGCGUGGACAAAAGGAAAACUUUAAACGUUUAUGCCUGCCUAUCUGAAUCCAGGAAUAAGGCACUUGUGUCUGAAACUAUUGGAAAAAACACAAUUUUUGAUUUGUCAGAAUUCCACCUGGCCCCUCUAGACUGCACCGUAUUGUCCUUUAUAUUAGAAUCCUUCAAGGAAGUGGAGCUUCUUGACCUCGAUGCCUGUUUUAUACAGACUGAAGGCUUGGAGAGGUUGGCACCAACGUUACACAAGAUCAAGGAUCUCAGUCUUUCUCAAAAUAAUAUGAGGGAUGAAGAUUUGAGGAUUAUUUAUUCCACAUUAACCCACCCUGACUGUAAAAUCCACAAACUGAGUUUAAGGGAGAACGGCCUGACGGAGGAAAGCUGCACUACAUUGGCCUGGGCAAUUAAAGAAAACAAAACUUUGAGGGAUCUGGAUCUGUCUAAGAACAAACUGGCCGGGGAAUAUUUCUAUCAGUUGUUGAUGGUUCUGUCUGACCCAACCUGCAAGAUAGAGCGUUUGGGCCUCAUGGAGAUCAAGCUGACACCGGACUAUGCACCAUCCCUGCAUCAUCUGACUGGAAACACCAACCUGACCCACCUCAACCUCAGCUACAAUUUCCUUUCGGAUACUAGUUUCUCCUAUAUAAGAGAUCUGAUACUAAACUCUCUCAGACUGAAAGAGAUCAGGCUUGGUACCAAUGACUUUUCAGAAGAAGUUGUUGCAAAACUUAGGAGUCUGCAAACUCAACGACCGGCUGUGAACAUUGAAUUAUGACAGCUGGAAAUUGUGUGGUGGUCAUGGACCAAACCAAGAAGCAGCAGAGACGAGCUCAGCCAUGAGGAGAUACUUGGAGCUCAAAAUGCUCAGAGAGAGCGCAGCCUAUUACCUGCCAGGAUGCAAGAUGCCCAGGAGGUGACUGCUAUAGAGAGCACUCCUGCUACAUCAUUUGUACAAGCUGAUUUUAUACCUUAGGGCACAUGGUAAGAAUCGGGGAGAUUUAGUUGCCCGAUGACAAAUCUCCUCUUCUUCGGGCGACUAAUCACCCCAAAAAAGCCUUCCU
Molecule: messenger RNA, 3203 nt
Organism: Xenopus laevis (African clawed frog)
Lineage: Eukaryota; Metazoa; Chordata; Amphibia; Anura; Pipidae
Gene: nlrp4.L
Product: NACHT, LRR and PYD domains-containing protein 12
Exons: 11
Coding region: 269-2917 (882 amino acids)
Source: RefSeq, a predicted model, not a curated record